GCUCCGCUUUCUAUAAAAGGGGCGUUCUGGCUAUAGUAUCAGUAUUUUCAUUCCUUAAGUGCUGUCAGGAGAGCUGCGAUGUCUGUGGCUUUCAGAGUGCAGUUGUACUUCUUCUUGAUCUGUCUGUCAGCUCUCAAGGGAGAAAGCAGAUACCUGGAGGACAAUGACAUUACCCCAGAAGCAGUAUUUUCGCUACUUAAUUCAGAAAUCAAAAGAGAAUUAUCUGAAGAAUUUGUGUAUCGCCGACCGCUAAGGUGUAUAGACAUGCUGGCCAUGGAGGGACAAUUUACAUUCACAGCCGAUCAUCCACAACUUAACUGUGCAGCCUUCUUCAUUGGAGAACCCCAUGAGAUUAUCAGCAUUGAAUACAAUUCUGUCAACAUAGACUGCAGUGGAGGUGACUUCAUUAAGGCGUUUGAUGGAUGGAUAUUAAAAGGAGAAAAAUUUCCUAGCUCUGUGGAUCACCCCCUCCCUCUCUACGAACGAUAUGUAGACUACUGUGAAACUGGCAGCAUGAGGAGAGUUGUCCGGUCGUCACAGAAUGUGGCAAUGCUCUUUUUCCGAAUGCGCACAGCAGGGAACGGAUUCACCAUCACUGUUAAGAAGAUCAACAACCCUUUCCCAUGCAAUGUCAUUUCCCAAACCCCAGAGGGCAGUUUCACAAUGAUAACCCCACAUCAGCACAGGAAUUGCAGCUUCUCCAUCAUAUAUCCUGUGGAAAUCCAAAUAGCUGAGCUUACUUUGGGGCACUACAAUGAUUUUCAAGUGAAGAGAGCGGUGACAGGCUGCGGGGGAGCAGGGGACUUUGUGGAGCUCCUGGGAGGCAAUGGUGUCGACACAUCGAAGAUGCUUCCUGUGGCGGACCUUUGCUAUUCCUUUAAUGGGCCUGCGCAAAUGAAGAUCGGAUGUGACAACACUGUUGUGAGGAUGGUAUCCAGUGGGAAAUUUGUCAAUCGUGUGGCAUUUAACUACCGACUGCUGGACCGUCAGGAGCUGGAGAAAAUAAGGGGAAAUAACAUUGAGGAUUUCUGCUAUAUGGAAUGAGAUCCUCCUUCUGCCUAAACCAACAAAAUAUUCUUACAGAAAGCCAAAUCUUUAAAUGACUGACAUUUGUCAUGAUUGCGCUAUAUAUCUUUAACUGAGCGGUCUUAAAAAUGUGCUGUUUCAAGGAGCAUUUCUUUAUCUAUUUUACAGUGCAUUUCACAAACCCAUUUAUUUUUACUUUAGCUCCAAUUUGAUUCAUUUUAAAGUUUUUGGCUUUCAUUUAGAACUGUGUUAAACUCUUACCAAUAUAAGUUCAAUAAAACAUAUUUUUGUCUUUGUGUGCACCCGCACAGUAUAAUUUUUACUCCUAUGGAUAGAUACAACUCAUUUCCCGUAAUAACAUACAGAAAUAAUAUUACUCUGAGACGUUUUGUUCCUGAAAAUGCCAAUAUUCCAGGAGAAACUAUUUCACUUUUAUUUAUUAUUUACUUUUAUUUUUUGUAAAACAUGGACUCCAUAAAGAGAAGAGAAAACUGAAGCA
Molecule: messenger RNA, 1525 nt
Organism: Lepisosteus oculatus (spotted gar)
Lineage: Eukaryota; Metazoa; Chordata; Actinopteri; Semionotiformes; Lepisosteidae
Gene: crhbp
Product: corticotropin releasing hormone binding protein
Biological process (GO): negative regulation of corticotropin secretion; hormone-mediated signaling pathway; negative regulation of corticotropin-releasing hormone receptor activity
Molecular function (GO): corticotropin-releasing hormone binding
Source: RefSeq, a predicted model, not a curated record